CAGUUAGCCUUCAACUUUGGUAGGGUAAACUUACGCUCGCCAUUUCCUUACCCCAAAAGAAUUUGACAAAAAUUUUCAUUUAUGACAUUAGAAUUACACGUUUUUCGCUUAAGUAAAGCAAAUACAACACUGUAUUWUUGAAUUCAGUACUUUUGACUGAAAAUGACAACGGAAUACAGCGAAAUGCAGAAAUUUUCAGAGCCGAUUAUGACAAGUGAUGAAUCAAACCUUGCGACACUCCUUGGACCACCUUUGACAAAUGAGGAGAUGACUAUGGACAAAGAGGAUUUUGACAGYUUACUAUUUGGCAAUACAAUAAAUAUGGAUAGCUUGCCAAAUGAUGACAGGCUUCAGUCCAUAGAUUCUGGGUUUUGUGAAGAGCAGACUGUAGUUUCCAAUGACACAGACUUUGAGAGUUUUGCAACAUCUCCUUUUUCAUCUCAUUUCUCAAAUUCUCCUUCUUCUGAAUCUGGCAUUGAAGAUGGUGAUGAGGAGUUUGAUGGAAAGAGUAUGGGGAGCCUGGAUGUUUCCAGAGAUGCAACUGAUUUCCUUGCAACAACAACAGAGUCUUUAUUCCAAGUUCCAGUUUCAACUCCCAUGGAUAUAAAUAUGCAGCCUGUGCAAACAGAUCAGCAAAAGUCAGAAACGAGUGUGGYAGCUGCUUGUGAAGAGCUCAAACAGCUCCUCUAUACUUUUGUGYCAUCUUCAUCAUCAGCACAGACCUCUCCAUCUUUUGCUGACUUGAAAACCAUUAUGUCAGAGACUACAGGGAAUACCUUGACAACAACAACAUUGCCAGUAACACUACCAAUGCCCAUGUCCAUCCCAAGCUCUAUUUCUGGAAUACUAAAUGCACCCGUCUCCACAGUUGGCUGUAAUUCAAGUACAACUAUUCAACCCUCCAUUCAAGACACAAUAUCAUCCAUAGCAGAUACUGCGAAUCUUACAAGUGCAUUGAAUUCUCUUGAAGAAGCCAAGUCCAACUCUGCUUCAAGGUGUACCAAGAAAGCCAGAAAAGGACGGGAAAAGCCUAAACUUGUAAUCCUYGAUGAGCCAGAAGAGAAUUAUAGAGCUCGAUAUGAAAGUGAAGGGUGCAGGGGACCAAUACAUGGUUCAAGUGAAAACACAUACCCAACAAUUAAGGUAACUGGUCACAGUGGGCCAGUAUGGAUCACAGUUUAUCUGGUGACAAGCUCAGGUCAGCAACACUACCAUUCAAUUCAUGGACCAGGRUCAACUAAGGUCCCUUGUAAAGAAGUUACGCUUCCAGGAGGUAUCCCAGCAGUGCAGUUGCUGGUUGAUCCUGACUCUAAAAUGACUGCUGUACUUGAUUCGUUGAGCAUAAGAAGGCUCAGAAAUUGGGAAGGAGACAAAGAGUUACGAAAGAGAGGGRUAGACCCAAGAACAUGGAAAAGAGAACGCAAAGAAGCAAGGUUGUUAUUUCAGGCUGAAAUCCCAGCAAGUGAUGGCCAACCUGAAAUUAAGCUAACAUGCAAGUCCAGAAUAUUCCAGUGUAGUUCAUCUGGUCCGACUGGCAACCCWGAAAUCUGGUGGACUAGUAGAACUGAGGGUUCAGUUGAAGGAAAUGAAGAAAUGGGCCUAAUUGGAAAGAAGUUUCCAUCAGGCUGCAAAGUAAGGUUUUCAGUGGAUCUACCUUCUGGAGCAAUAUGGGAAAAAUUUGCUGAUGUUGAUAAGAGCAAAUCCCAUCAGGGUGCCGCAGUUAUUAUUACACCACCUUACUGCGACCAGGAUAUCCUUUUACCUGUUACAGUCAAUGUUGAAAUUGUCAAUGGAAAUCAGGUUAAGAGUGGGAAGUGCAGUGAACCCAUAGAGUUUACUUACAGACCUCGCAAAGAGAUAUUGGCUUCUAUUAUAACAAAUGGACAGAACAUUACAACUCUGGGAGGGACUAACACCAAGACCCAGGGAGGGACAACCAUCACAGCACCACAGACUCUUAAUUCUUCCAUGGCCCAGCCUAUCGCACCGGCACCUGUUUCUACUGUCGUACCUGUUGCAUCAAAGCAACCAGAUGAUAAUGACUGGCAAAAGCUUUGUGUACAAAUAAAAAAGCUUCAGUUAAAUGGGGAACUCAACUCUGAACAAAUAAAGAAACUUUGCGUAUUCAUCCAGAGAAGAGACUUGCUUCUUCUGCAAACGUUUCGCUCAGCAAAUAAUGCAGGUACACAGGAAGAACGUUUGACAAAGCUUAAACAAUAUUUAAGUGGAUUAGUUGGAAACUAAAAAUAGUAAUAAUUAUUAUAUAUAGCUAUAUAUUUAUACUCAAAAAUAAAAAGUUGAAAAAAUUGAAAUAAUUUUGGAGAAAAGUAUACAAGACUGUUGUCCACUGUGUUGCAUAGCAUUUACAAAAUAGAGAAAAACUUCAAUUGGCAAAUGAUUCCAAGUCUGGUAUCCUUUUCUUACACAUGUAUAGAUGCUGUGGGGAGAGGGCUGUCUCUUGUAAACAAGCUUGUACAUUUGUAAAAAUUGUUUAUCUACAAAACUAGGGUAUUUGCUAGAAAGAGAGUGUAAUUCGUGUAGUUUGUAGGUUACUAGUAAGAUCCACAGAAAACAUGUACAAACUAGCUCAGACAAGACAUUGAAAACAAGUGUUAAUAUAUCACAAUGAUAAGUUAUGUAGCUAAACAGGUAGCCUACUUUGGUGCAACAUAGUGGUCUUACCCUUCGAUUUCCUCUGCUCCUAUAAUAUUACUAGGAGCAUCAGUUUGAAAUCAGGGAUUUAGUCCAUGAAACUGUUGUGGCCAAGGUAUCCCAGAGUGUUAUAUACUCAACUCUCUGUUACUAAGAUAGCUAGUGUUGAUUGAUUGUAAUAGUCUUAAUCAUUCUGACAUGAAUGGAAUGCUAGGAAUAUUAUGGAUGCACUGAUAAUUUAUUUAUCCAUAUAUAUCCCAAGAUAUUAUGUAAACCCCCCCUUUUUACCUAUUCAUUGCCCUCUUUUUUUCUUCCCUUGCAAACCACAAGAACAUUAUCAGUGCACCCAUAAAUUGAUUCAUUUGCAGUAGAAGUAGUCAUGAUAAACCACUAGAAGUUACGUCGAUUUAAGAAGUUAUAGAAAAUAAGUUAUUGUUAAGUAUUUAUUUCAAAAAUUUGUAAAGAGUUUUUAUUAAAAAUGUUGAAAAA
Molecule: messenger RNA, 3141 nt
Organism: Actinia tenebrosa (Australian red waratah sea anemone)
Lineage: Eukaryota; Metazoa; Cnidaria; Anthozoa; Actiniaria; Actiniidae
Biological process (GO): regulation of transcription by RNA polymerase II
Cellular component (GO): transcription regulator complex
Molecular function (GO): transcription factor binding; DNA-binding transcription factor activity, RNA polymerase II-specific; RNA polymerase II cis-regulatory region sequence-specific DNA binding
Source: RefSeq, a predicted model, not a curated record